UGCAUCGCCUUCGCCCCGACCUGGAAGGCGCUGGCCAACGACGUCAAGGAGUGGAGACCGGCACUAAAUCUCGCCGCCCUAGAUUGUGCUGACGAAACCAACAGUGCAGUCUGCAGAGACUUCAACAUCCCUGGCUUCCCCAGUGUGAGGUUCUUUAAGGCCUUUUCCAAGAAUGGCUUAGGAACAACAUUGCCAGUGGCUGGUGCUAAUGUGCAGACGCUGCGGGAGAGACUCAUUGAUGCCCUGGAGUCCCACCAUGACACAUGGCCCCCGGCCUGUCCACCACUGGAACCUGCCAAGCUGGAGGAGAUUGAUGGAUUCUUCGCAAGAAACAACGAAGAGUACCUGGCCCUGAUCUUUGAACAUGAAGGCUCCUACCUGGGUAGAGAGGUAACUCUGGACCUGUCCCAGCACCGAGGUGUAGCAGUGCGCAGGGUCCUGAACACAGAGGACAACGUGGUGAGGAAGUUUGGUGUCACAGACUUCCCGUCUUGCUACCUGCUGUUUCGGAAUGGCUCUGUUUCCCGAGUCCCUGUGCUGAAAGAGUCCAGGUCCUUCUACACUGCCUACCUGCAGAGGCUCUCUGGGAUCACCAGGGAGACUACCCCGCCUACAGCUGUACCAACCACUCCUGACAAGAUAGCGCCGACUGUGUGGAAAUUUGCAGAUCACUCCAAGAUCUACAUGGCUGACCUGGAAUCUGCACUACACUACAUACUACGGGUAGAAGUGGGCAAGUUCUCGGUCCUGGAAGGGCAGCGCCUGGUGGCCCUGAAAAAGUUUGUGGCAGUGUUGGCCAAGUACUUUCCUGGCCAGCCCUUUGUCCAGAACUUUCUGUACUCCAUAAAUGACUGGCUUAAGAGGCAGCAGAGGAAGAAAAUUCCUUACAGUUUCUUUAAAACUGCCCUGGACAACAGGAAGGAGGAUGCUGUCCUUACCAAGAAGGUGAACUGGAUUGGCUGCCAGGGGAGUGAGCCACAUUUCCGGGGCUUUCCCUGCUCCCUGUGGGUCCUCUUCCACUUCCUGACUGUGCAGGCAAGUCAGCAAAGUGCAUCACGAGAGCUGGGCAAUGGCCAGGAGGUCCUCCAAGCCAUCCGGAGCUAUGUUCGCUUCUUCUUUGGCUGCCGAGACUGUGCUAACCAUUUUGAACAGAUGGCUUCUGGUUCCAUGCACCGGGUGAGAAGCCCAGAUGAUGCAGUUCUCUGGUUGUGGACGAGCCACAACAGGGUCAAUGCCCGCCUCGCAGGCGCUCCCAGUGAGGACCCACAGUUCCCCAAGGUUCAGUGGCCACCCCAUGAACUCUGCUCUGCCUGCCACAAUGAACUCAGUGGGGAGCCUGUAUGGGAUGUGGGCGCCACUCUCCGCUUCCUCAAGGCCCACUUCUCCCCAGGAAACAUCGUCCUGCACUCCCCUCCACCUGGACCAGCCCCCAGGAGCAGUGCACACAGUUUGGCAGCUGCCCCGAACCCAGGGGUAGGAGCUCUGGGGCCGGUAACCAGAAACUCAACACUAGGCCCUGAGAAGGCUGAUAGCACAGAGCCCCCUGGAAACACCUCCAUGCCAGAUAUUCCAGCUGAGAGACCUGAGGCAAGUGGCCCCCAGCUGCUGCACACUGGCCUCCAGCUGAGUGGACCUGUGCCCAGGCAGGGGCUUCCUGAUCACAUAACAGAGCCCCAGAGGGCUGUGCUCGUGCAGCCUCAGGGGCAGCGACACUUGAGUAAGCGGGACACAGGGGCUGUGCUGCUGGCUGAGUCCUGGGCGGAGGAGAACCACCUCCAUGGCCCUUCAGAACUGAGGAAAGGAAUCCAUAGCUCCAAACAGCUGGCCAGCAUCCCUGAGAGGGAGCGAGAAGCCCAAGCUGUGCGGGUCCAAGGCCAGUGGUUGCAGGUGCUGGGGAGGGACUUUUCCCACCUGGACAUCAGCCUCUGUGUGGGGCUCUACUCCCUGUCCUUCAUGGGCUUGCUGGCUAUGUAUACCUACUUCCGGGCUAGAAUGAAGGUCCUGAAGGGCCAUGCUAUUCACCUUGCAGCCUGAACCUUCCAGUUUGUAGUGGGGCAGGGAAGGGAGCUGGCAUCCAUGAGUGUCCUCUGCUCCCUUGACUUCCCUGCCUCCCCUUGCCCAGCCCAGGAGCGGGGGAAGCCCAGGAAAGCCAGUUGCUCCUGCGAACCCCGUCUGCUGGGAAGGAGAGUUACACAGACAAGAGAGACAGGACCAGGGUCCAUGUGCAUCUGACCAUCAAGGGAGGGCAGCUUUGAGCAGAGGGUUUAGGAAGGCACAGGCCCUGGCCUCUCAGCACCAAAUUCCUGUUUUUCAGCUUUUUGAAGCCCUGCCCCAUUCUCGAUGAAGCCUCAAUCUCUCCUGCUUGGUCUUAGCCCUAAAUUGGGGCGAGCCAGCCCAGUUGCAAAGCUGUGUCACCGUCCACUCCUCUUACAUCUGGACACGAAGAGGCCUUUGCACCUGAAAAGGAAGGGCCACCUGUGACCCUCUCUGGUUUUCCCAGCCUUCAGCUCCUCAGAUCUCUCUAGGGUUUGGCUUCAGGGUGUGGGCGGAUUUCUGGAAAUCAUGUGGUCUCCUGCACCAGGGUUUUUGCUGCAAGAAGAAUAUAGGUUGGGGCAGUUGCGGACUUGUCCAGCAGGGCAGGUAGUAAUUGCUGGGCUGUGGGGUGCAUGGCUUGCUUGCUGCAUGCUGAUGUGGGGGGAGCAGGUAUGGGGAAGGAUGCUGGGACCUACAGUGCCUUCGCUGAGGGCUUAGUGAAGAGAGGAGAGAAGGAUGUGCCUUGGCUUCUCAUUAGGCUGUACCCCUUUCUGAGCUAAGUCUUUUGUCUUCAUUUUAGUCUCCAAAGUCACUGAUAACCUUUGGAUACGGAGGGCCCUGGGUUGGGGUCAAUGUCCUCCCAUGAUUCCACCUUCUAAUUGGUAGACGUUCAUAGGGUCAAAGGGGAGGAUGAUGCUGUACAUGUGCUUGAUUCCCACUCUACCCCACCACUUGGGAGGGGUGUGGAAUAAAUUACUUUUUUUAAGGCAAGCACCUGUGUGUUCUUUAACUUGCUCCUAGGACACUGAGUAUCUGGGUCUGGACAGAAUGCACAGCAUCCAGCCUCACCUGGUCCCCAGCCAGCACACACUUCUCUUCUGGGCAUUGGAAAAGAGGUGCCCUCCUCACUGCCCACAGAGUACUCUGCCCCAGCACUUGCAGGCUCCGUAUGCUCUGGGACUGGCCUCAGGGCUCUCCCGCACUGCCACCUCCUGCCCUCCCUUCCUCCCUGGGAGCUCCC
Molecule: messenger RNA, 3274 nt
Organism: Fukomys damarensis (Damara mole-rat)
Lineage: Eukaryota; Metazoa; Chordata; Mammalia; Rodentia; Bathyergidae
Gene: Qsox1
Product: quiescin sulfhydryl oxidase 1
Exons: 12
Biological process (GO): protein folding
Cellular component (GO): Golgi membrane
Molecular function (GO): flavin-dependent sulfhydryl oxidase activity; protein disulfide isomerase activity
Source: RefSeq, a predicted model, not a curated record